AGCCAACAUUAGCCAGGGCGAGGUGUUUUCCUCGUUCUGUAACCGAACCUUGUAUAUGUCUCAGAAUACAGAUGAUUUAAAAUAAAAUAAAAAAAUGCAUUUUAUAAUAACUUAGUUCAGAAUUUCUUUAAAAAAUAAAUAUUUGAUUAAUUAACCUCAGGGGGAGGGGGAUAUUUUGACCAGAUAAACAUAACCGGUUGUUCGUGUGGAAUUCGAAUAGUUAACUGAUCACGGGUAUUACGAAUGAUCAGCAGCUGUCAUUUUUGAUCAUUACCUAAUAUUUACGCCAUGUAAUCUAAAGUCAAAUUUGUAUUGCUGAAUGAUAAAUACACAAUCGAUACAAAGUCCAUAAGAAUCAUGAAGUUUAUAGUUAGUAUGCGUAUAUAAUUAACUGUUUAUGGUCAUACAUUCAUUGGUAUAUUACUAUAUCCAGUACGCGUAUCAGUGACCCGAACAAAACAACGCAGCAAGAUGGUUUACGAAUAUUUAAAAUAUAAAUUUGAUAGGGAUGGUUACGUUGUGAUAAACAAUUUUUUGACCAAAAAAGAAGUCGAAGAUCUUCGAACUGCAGGCGAAAAACUCACGGUAAACCCACCAGUUGAUUCAAAAACCGUAUUUACUACAAAUCAGACUAAAAGGGAGGCGAACAGUUAUUUCAUGGACAGCGCCGACACCAUAGGCUUUUUCUACGAAAAAAACGCACUGGACGAAAACAAACGUCUAUUGGUGGACCCUACGGUGGCCUUGAACAAGGUCGGCCACGCAUUACACAGGCUGCAUCCCGUAUUCGAGGCUUGUACGUACAGCGAAAAAGUGACAAACAUUUGCCGUGCUCUGGGUUUAGUGAGGCCAUUGGUGGUACAAAGCAUGUAUAUAUACAAAAACCCGGGAAUCGGUGGCAAAGUCGAUGAACAUCAGGAUUCAACAUUUCUGUUUACGGAACCUGAUUCAUUAGUUGGGUUCUGGAUAGCGCUUGAUGAUGCCAAAAUAGAAAAUGGUUGCUUGUGGAUAAUACCAGGAUCUCACAAGACUGUUGACUUACAAAAAAGGUUCAUUCGCAACCCAAACAUUUGUGCUGUAGAUGAACCAAUGGUUUUUCAAGGAACUAAUUCAGAAUAUGAUCAGUCUUUAUACGUCCCUGUGGCUGUUGAUAAGUUCUUGUAUUGUUACACGGAAGAGUGGUGCAUAAAAGUGAAAAAAAUAAAUCUCAGUUUUCGCGACAUGCUUAUACAUUUCAUGUGUUUGAUGAAGGAGUUAGUCAGUAUUCUGAACAGAAUUGGUUGCAGACUAAAGUUGGAUUCAAACAACUCUAUGGGCAGAAAAGUCAAAAUAAUUAAAAGUACAUUGUAUUCAAGGAUUGUGUAAUCAGUGACGGUUCAUCCCAAAUAUAGACUCAUAUGUAAUAAUAAAAAAAGGGCUUCUUCAAAUUUUAAUUCAAAAUAUUAUAAUUAUAGUUAUAU
Sipha flava (yellow sugarcane aphid) is the source of this 1460-nucleotide messenger RNA. It is a transcript of the gene Phyhd1, whose product is annotated as phytanoyl-CoA dioxygenase domain-containing protein 1 homolog. The transcript has 5 exons. Lineage: Eukaryota; Metazoa; Arthropoda; Insecta; Hemiptera; Aphididae. Bases 472 to 1365 code for a protein of 297 amino acids. The record is from RefSeq and is a predicted model, not a curated record.